This is a messenger RNA of Rotaria socialis, 1293 nucleotides long. The record is from the annotation of a GenBank genome assembly. Lineage: Eukaryota; Metazoa; Rotifera; Eurotatoria; Philodinida; Philodinidae.
AUGACUCUAUAUCGCUUUCGUAAUUGUAAAUUGUUGCGGAAUCACGCGCUCAUUAUCGAUGAUCUGUGGAUUCGUAAUGGAAAAAUUGCGGAUCCUGAAAAAAUAUUUUUCGAUGAAAAAAUUCUAGCAGAUAUUGAGUAUGAUUGUCAAGGAAUUUUAAUAGCACCUGGAUACAUAGAUUUACAGAUUAAUGGAGCUUUUGGACACGAUUUUUCAUCACCUGAUACAGCAAGUGAAGCAAUCUUAAUCGAUGUUGCAAGAAAAUUAGCAUCACAUGGUGUAACAGCUUUUCUACCAACUAUUGUCAGUUCAAAUGCCGAUGCAUAUAAAACAAUAUUACCAAAAUAUAAACGACGAGCGGGCUCAGCUAAGGACGGAGCAGCUAUUCUUGGCAUGCAUCUCGAAGGCCCAUUUAUAGAUAAAGAGAAACAUGGUGCACAUCGAACCGAAUGUCUUCUUAAAGCUCCGCAUGGUACUGAAGAUCUAUUAGCCUGCUAUGGUUCAUUUGAUAACGUUUCAAUUGUUACUCUUGCACCUGAAAUUCCUAAUAUGAUCGAAAAAGUUAUACCUGAGCUCGUUGACAGAUAUGGUUUAGUUGUUUCAAUUGGUCAUUCAGUCGCUUCACUCGACGAAGGCGAACGUGCUGUUUGUUCUGGUGUUCGAUUUAUUACACAUUUAUUUAAUGCAAUGCUUGGAUUUCAUCAUCGCCAUCCUAAUCUUCUUGGUCUUUUAACAAGUCAUCGUGUUCCAGCAACAACUGUUAUCCACUAUGGUCUGAUUGCUGAUGGAAUACAUACACAUUCCGCUACUAUCCGUCUUGCUCAUCGUGUUCAUCCACAAGGCCUUGUACUUGUGACAGAUGCUCUUGACGCGUUAGGAUUGCCUGAAGGCAUCCAUCGUUUGGGUCCUCAGGAAAUAGCCGUGAAAAAUAAACGUGCAACAAUAGCCGGCACAGAAACAUUAUGUGGUAGUAUUGCAUCAAUGACUGAAUGCGUUCAAAAUAUGAGGCAAGCUUUACUUGAUGGAGAAACAAAUAAAUGUAAUGUGAAAAAUUUAAGUGAAAACGAUAAAGAUAAAUUUAUUGUCGAUUCAAUUGAAGCAGCAACUCUUCAUCCUGCUUCAGUACUUCGUAUUGAAAAACAAAAGGGAACAUUAUCCUAUGGUGCGGAUGCUGAUUUUAUUUUUCUUGAUGAUAAACUCAAUGUAUUAUCAACAUUUAUUGCCGGUGAACAGGCGUGGACAAUCACAGACGAAUGGUCCAUUGAUAAUAUUCGUAUAAAUCCAAGUCAAUAA